UUUAGGGUUUAGGGUUUAGAGUUUAGGGUUUAGGGUUUAGAAUUGAGAAAUGAGGUUUUGGGGAUAAGAUAUAAACUUAGAAAAGUGCUAUUUUGGUCAUUUUAGUUUUUGAAUGCUAUUUUUGUGAUAUAAACUUAGAAAUGUGCUAUUUUGGACAUUUGCCCUUAAGUAAUUCUAUAACUUUUAUUUGAAAAAAGAAAGAAGAAUUUUUUUGGUAUAUUACUAAUUAAUUUUAUUGUUAAUCUAAUGAAAAAUAUAGUUUUUGUUUAGAUUUUAGAUCAAAUAACGAAUGAGAUGUAUUGUAAUUAUUUUAUUAAUUAAAACAUAUUUCUAUAGUAACUCUAAAAAUUGUUCUAAUGUUGACACAUUACCAUAGCAUAUAUGUUAUGCUUUUUAAAUAAUAUAUAAAGGAUGUCGCUCUUCUCCUCCCCAUUUACACCAGACAACACUGAGAAAAGCUUAAAUCAAACGUCAUUUUCUCCUUUAAAAGCCUUCUAAGUUCUUGUUUCUUUCAAAUAAUAAACAUCUUUUCUUAUCAUUUCAUUUUCACAAUUGAAAUGGAAUCCAUCACAAUGAUCCCUGAAACAUUCAAUGAAAAUGCAACCAAAAACAACCCUUUGAAAACGUUAUUUUCUCUUUUAAAAAGCCUUUUAAGUUCUUGUUUCUUUCUGAUAUCAAACAUCUUUUCUUAUCAUUUCAUUUUCACACAUGAAAUGGAAUCCAUCAAAACGCUCCCUCAAACAUUCGAUGAAGAUGCAAACAAAAACAACCCAUUGAUGAUCUUUGAUUCAGCUGACUUAAAUAAUAAAUCAGACAAGAUACCUCAAGAGUUUGUAUGGCCCGACCAUGAUAAACCCUCUAAAAACGUCCCGAUCCUCCAAGUUCCUCUCAUCGACCUCGCUUGUUUUCUCUCUGGCAACCCUUUUUUGGUCUCGGAGGCUACAAGACUAGUGGCGGAAGCGGCAAAGCAACAUGGUUUCUUCCUAGUCAUCAACCAUGGAAUCGAUGAGAAGCUCUUGUCUGGUGCAUGUACACUAAUGGACAAAUUCUUCAAGUCACCGAGUUGUGAGAAACAGAAGGCUCAGAGAAAGUGGGGCGAAAGCUCGGGUUAUGCUAGUAGCUUUGUUGGAAGAUUCAGAAAAAAUCUCCCAUGGAAGGAAACGCUGUCGUUUGCAUUCUCCCCAGGGGAGAAGAGUGAGAACCACUCCCAAGAUGUUAAAGAGUUCAUCGUUAAGAAGAUGGGUGACGAAUACAAAGAUUUUGGGAUUGUUUAUCAAGAAUACGCGGAGGCCAUGAGCGAUCUUUCACUGAAGAUCAUGGAGUUUCUUGGAAUGAGUCUUGGCAUCAAUAGGAGCCAUUUCAAAGAGUUUUUCGAAGACAAUGAGUCGAUAUUUAGAUUGAAUUACUAUCCACAGUGCAAGCAACCUAAUGUUGUACUAGGGUCAGGACCGCACUGCGAUCCAACAUCUCUAACCAUACUUCAACAAGACCAAAUCAACGGUCUUCAAGCUUUCGUGGACAACCAAUGGCAAGCAAUACUUCCUAACCCUCAAGCACUGGUGGUAAACAUUGGCGACACUUUCAUGGCUCUAACCAACGGAAUAUACAGGAGUUGCUUGCAUCGAGCCUUAGUGAAUAGCAAAACCGAAAGAAAGACACUUGCAUUCUUCCUUUCUCCAAAAAUGGACAAAGUGGUGAGGCCACCAGCGGAAUUAGGAGGUGAAAGAGCAUAUCCAGAUUUUACAUGAGUCCUGUUCGUUUUAUCAACGCUGCCAAACGCCGCAGCGACUCAAAAUUCUCUCUAUGGUUACGGAAAACACAGCACCGUCAAGAUAAAACGGAUCUGAUUAUUAAGUGGCCGCGGCAAAUAAAAACCAGUAAACACGACGCUAAAAAUAUCAGCGACUGCGGCAACUCCAAUUUCCUUCCCUUUAUUAUCAGUUUGCGUCUGUUUUAGUUUCAGCAUCAAUGAAUUUACUUCCGUUACAGUGUAAUUAUUGGCCGCAGCCGCUGGUCCCGGCGUCUUUAAAACGGACAGGGCUAUGGUCUAUGCUUCAUGAGUUUGUAUUGAAACAUUAUAGAGCAGAUGAGAGCACGCUUGAUGAGUU
Brassica napus (rape) is the source of this 2108-nucleotide messenger RNA. RefSeq names its product gibberellin 20 oxidase 4-like. Lineage: Eukaryota; Viridiplantae; Streptophyta; Magnoliopsida; Brassicales; Brassicaceae. The transcript has 3 exons. The record is from RefSeq and is a predicted model, not a curated record. Gene Ontology annotation, biological process: unidimensional cell growth; gibberellin biosynthetic process; response to light stimulus. Gene Ontology annotation, molecular function: gibberellin 20-oxidase activity. The coding region runs from base 558 to 1748 and encodes 396 amino acids.